AUGGAAAUGCAAAUGACCGAUAAAGUGGAGAUGGACAUUCCAGAAAGUGUGGGCAUUGUGAUGUUGGAUGUUGGUGGCACGAUGUUCAAGACGUCCAAAAGUAUGUUGUUACGGAUGGAAGGCAGCUACUUCCACGCGUUGUUGGGGUCUGGUCUGUGGAAGCCCGACUCUGCUGGCGACGCGUACUUCUUGGACCUGGACCCCCACCUCUUUCGCCAUGUGUUAACGUUUCUGCAGACGGGCGAGGUGUCGACGAGUGGAUUCUCGGACAUCGAAUGCGCCGAGUUUGAAGCCAUGUUGGAGUACCUGAAGCUGAUCGUUCCAAAGUUCCAGUGGGACUUGACUGCACGUGCUCAAUACUUUACGCUGUCGAAUUACUUUCGAACGAUCGAGCGGAAGGCGGCACAGAAUGGAAAGUGGACUUCUGUCGUGGUCAAGCAGGCACUGGUGGAAGGGGAUUUUCGCAUUCGUGUGGAUUCUAGCCACGAGAAUCACCAUUUCAUUAUCGGGCUUGCGCCAAAGCGCGAUGCCUCGCGCAUCACGUGCUGUGUUAGCUUUUACCCAAGUGGCGAAGUGUACAAGCAAGCGCUCGUCGGCACUCUACGACCUAUCCGGGCAGGUGACGUGUUAACGAUUCGGCGCGGUCCAAGCCAUGUUGAGUUUAUUGUGAACGACGGACCACGACAAAAUGUGGAGUUGGAGGACCCGUCCGAAGAAUUGUUUCCUCGGUUACACACGUGGCGCCAAGGAACGAAAAUGACAAUCCUUGGCGAGUGA
Molecule: messenger RNA, 777 nt
Organism: Aphanomyces astaci
Lineage: Eukaryota; Oomycota; Saprolegniomycetes; Saprolegniales; Verrucalvaceae
Exons: 1
Coding region: 1-777 (258 amino acids)
Biological process (GO): protein homooligomerization
Molecular function (GO): protein binding
Source: RefSeq, a predicted model, not a curated record